Molecule: messenger RNA, 808 nt
Organism: Eremomyces bilateralis CBS 781.70
Lineage: Eukaryota; Fungi; Ascomycota; Dothideomycetes; Eremomycetales; Eremomycetaceae
Product: elongation factor 1 beta subunit
Exons: 5
Coding region: 67-756 (229 amino acids)
Biological process (GO): translational elongation
Cellular component (GO): cytosol; eukaryotic translation elongation factor 1 complex
Molecular function (GO): guanyl-nucleotide exchange factor activity; translation elongation factor activity
Source: RefSeq, a predicted model, not a curated record
CUCCUCCAUCUCCUCCAUCCUCCUCUCCAUCCCACUUCUCCCAUAUAUCACAUCAAUACCUUCACAAUGGGUUUUACCGAUCUCGUAUCAGAAGCUGGCUUGACCAUGCUCAAUGGUUGGACAAAGACCCGAAGCUACAUCGUCGGCUACGGCCCAUCACAGGCUGACGUGAAGGUCUUCGAGGCCAUCAAGUCGGAGCCCGCGGUCGAGAACUACCCGCACGCGUACCGAUGGUACAAGCACAUCGCCAGCUUCCAGCCGGAGUUCGCCUCGCUCCCGGGCGAUUCGUCAGCGGCAUACACUGCCUAUGGCCCUGACGCCAGCGAACUGACCGUGAAUCCCGCCAAGGCUCCCGAGACGGCGGAGGACGACGAUGAUGUCGACCUCUUCGGCAGCAGUGACGAGGAAGAGGAUGCGGAGGCGGAGCGGAUCAAGGCGGAGCGGUUGGCUGAGUACAAGAAGAAGAAGGAGGGCAAGACAAAGCCGGCUGCCAAAUCCAUCGUCACGAUGGAAGUGAAACCUUGGGAUGAUGAGACAGACAUGAAGGAGCUCGAGGCCAGUGUCCGUUCGGUCGACAAGGAUGGCCUUGUCUGGGGUGCUUCGAAGUUGGUGGCCAUCGGCUACGGCAUCAAGAAGCUACAAGUCAACCUCGUCAUUGAGGACGAAAAGGUUUCGCUGGAUGACCUCCAGGCGGAACUGGAGGAGUUCGAGGACUACAUUCAGUCCACUGACAUUCUUGCUAUGCAGAAACUUUAAGCGCGUUUAGGUGACGCAAGGUCAUGACUCAGGGUACGGAAAUGAUGGACGG